Messenger RNA from Nerophis ophidion (straightnose pipefish), 3418 nucleotides. RefSeq names its product calcium channel, voltage-dependent, gamma subunit 8b (gene cacng8b). Lineage: Eukaryota; Metazoa; Chordata; Actinopteri; Syngnathiformes; Syngnathidae. Gene Ontology annotation, molecular function: voltage-gated calcium channel activity; channel regulator activity. The transcript is spliced from 5 exons. The record is from RefSeq and is a predicted model, not a curated record. The coding region runs from base 306 to 1562 and encodes 418 amino acids. Gene Ontology annotation, biological process: calcium ion transport; transmission of nerve impulse; postsynaptic neurotransmitter receptor diffusion trapping. Gene Ontology annotation, cellular component: postsynaptic density membrane; AMPA glutamate receptor complex.
GAGCAGUGAUGAUGAUGAUGAUGAUGAUGACGACGACGACGACAGUUGGCCCUUUGGUGGCGGCUGCCUGCUAGCGGAAGAACGGAGCGAGAGGAGCGCAGGGACGAGCGUCCAGGACUACUUCAGCGAGAAGGGCAGCAAGUAACAGGGGAAGAGCGCGGGAGUGUACCGAGGAGAGGGAGAGGGGCGAGCGGCUGAGAACAGUCGAUGGAUGCUGUCCGGAUCGAAGGGGCAGCACGUUCUUCACUGACGAGGAAAGGAAAGAUUUCAAAAUUGAGUCGAAGGAUAGAAACUCGCCGUCAGGCAUGGUGUGUGAGAAGGGGAUCCAGAUCCUCCUCACCACCGUGGGGGCAUUCGCUGCCUUCGGCCUGAUGACGGUGGCCAUAGGGACGGACUACUGGCUGUACUCCCGCGCCCUCAUCUGCAACAGCACAGCCAACGUCACCCAGGACGACCCCCACAACAAGGACAAGAAGGACCCGGGGGCGCUCACCCACUCCGGACUCUGGAGGAUCUGCUGCCUGGAAGGAGUGAAGCGAGGAGUGUGUUCACAGAUCAACCACUUCCCAGAGGACGCAGACUUUGACCACGACGGGGCAGAGUACGUCCUACGCGUGGUGAGAGCGUCCAACAUCUUCCCCAUCCUCAGCGCCAUCCUGCUGCUGCUGGGAGGAGUUUGCAUCGCCGCCAGUCGCUUCUACAAGAGCAAGCGCAACAUCAUCCUGGGAGCCGGCAUCCUCUUCGUGGCUGCAGGUUUGAGCAACAUUAUUGGCGUGAUCGUGUACAUCUCGGCGGCGCUGGGUGACAUCUCUCCAAAGAAGGACGAGGACAAGAAGUGGCAGUACUCCUACGGCUGGUCCUUCUACUUCGGGGGCCUGUCCUUCAUCAUGGCGGAGAUGGUGGGCGUGCUGGCGGUCAACAUCUACAUCGAGAAGAACAAGGAGCUGCGCUGCCGCUCGCGCACCGACAUCUUCAAGAGCACUACGCACGCCAUGCUGCGCCUGCCCAGCUACCGCUUCCGCCGCCGGUCCCGCUCCUCGUCGCGCUCCACCGACCCCUCCCGCUCCCGAGACCCUUCGCCGGUCGGGGUCGGCGUGGGGAAGAACUUCGGCUUACCGCCAUCGGCGCUGCUCUCCCAAGGGCCCAUCUCGGUGUCCACGCUGCCCAACCCGCACUCGCGCUCCCACGCCGCCCUGGCAGGGGGCGAUAUCUCCCUCUACACGCUCUCCCGAGACCCCAAACUUGGGGGUCUCCCGCCCAUGUACGGGACAGUGGAUCGGGCCACCCUCUACCAGCUCCACAACUGCUUCCCUAAGGACGGCGGCGGCGGUGGCGGCGGAGGGGGUGUGAUGAUGAGCGGCACGCUCCCCUCGCUUAAGUCCCACAACCCGUCCAACUCUUCCAACUCCAACGUGCCCAUGUCCAACUCGGUGGGCUCCGGACCACCGCCCUUCACCUCGUCCACGGUCGACCGGGAGAGAGGGAUGGGGACUCUGGACCGGCUGAAAGGGGAGCGGGAGAGCAAUUCCAACACCCUCAAUAGGAAGACCACACCGGUCUAGUGGGUCCGGGGGAUGAUGUUCACAAGAUGAGUAAUAAUAAUAACAACAACAACAAAACUAUUUUGAUAUCCUCACCUGCUAGAAAUGAUUUAUUUUGUUAACGAUCAACAUGCAAACUAACCUCGGGCUACUACGAAAUUGUCGUGCAAUAUUUCCGCUAACUUACCUUUGCCAGCAUCGAUUGUUGUUGUGAUUAUUCUUUGCGUCAUGACUCGGGAUGGGCAUAGUCCUAAAUCCACAUACCCAGUUCCAAGCCAAAAAUUCAUAAAAUUUGUUCACAAAUAUCCCAGAUUACCCAGAGUUCCCAGUUUUCCGAGACAUGUUUCCCUUUGGAAAUGAAUUUGCACAACUCCUACAUUUCUCAACCGAUACGAACCGUUCCACCGUCCAGACUCUCCACUCAAUCAAACUAACGUUUUACUGAAUUUAAAAAAAAUUCCAGAAAUUCCCAGUUUUCCAAAGCCCUUUUUGACCUCGUUCUCUUUCCACAGCCCAUGUUCUUCAACUGUUUUUGGCCGUUCCACCCUCAGAACAUUCCUCUUAGUCGGCACAAAAUGUUAUAAUGUUUCUAAUCGUACGAAAUCCCGAUUUACCAGGAAUUCAGAAGCUUUUCGUAAGCUCAUGAAAAAGAAAAUGUUCAUAAAUAUCCCAGAUUACCCAGAGUUCCCAGUUUUCCGAGACAUGUUUCCCUUUGGAAAUGAAUUUGCACAACUCCUACAUUUCUCAACCGAUACGAACCGUUCCACCGUCCAGACUCUCCACUCAAUCAAACUAACGUUUUACUGAAUUAAAAAAAAAUUCCAGGAAUUCCCAGUUUUCCAAAGCCCUUUUUGACAUCGUUCUCUUUCCACAGCCCAUGUUCUUCAACUGUUUUUGGCCGUUCCACCCUCAGAACAUUCCUCUUAAUCGGCACAAAAAGUUAUAAUGUUUCUUCUCGUACGAAAUCCCGAUUUACCAGGAAUUCAGAAGCUUUUCGUAAGCUCAUGACAAAGAAAAUGUUCACAAAUAUCCCAGAUUACCCAGAGUUCCCAGUUUUCCGAGACAUGUUUCCCUUUGGAAAUGAAUUUGCACAACUCCUACAUUUCUCAACCGAUACGAACCGUUCCACCGUCCAGACUCUCCACUCAAUCAAACUAACGUUUUACCGAAUUAAAAAAAAAUUCCAGGAAUUCCCAGUUUUCCAAAGCCCUUUUUGACCUCGUUCUCUUUCCACAGCCCAUGUUCUUCAACCGUUUUUGGCCGUUCCACCCUCAGAACAUUCCUCUUCGUCAGCACAAAAACUUAUAAUGUUUCUUCUCGUACGAAUUUCCGAUUUACCAGGAAUUCAGAGGCUUUUCGUAAGCUCAUGAAAAAGAAAAUGUUCACAAAUAUCCCAGAUUACCCAGAGUUCCCAGUUUUCCGAGACAUGUUUCCCUUUGGAAAUGAAUUUGCACAACUCCUACAUUUCUCAACCGAUACGAACCGUUCCACCGUCUACACUCUCCAUUCAAUCAAACUAACGUUUUACCAAAUAAAAUAAAAAAAUUCCAGGAAUUCCCAGUUUUCCAAAGCCCUUUUUGACCUCAUUCUCUUUCCACAGUCCACGUUCUUCUACCAUUUUUGGCCGUUCCACCCUCAGAACAUUCCUCUUAGUCUGCACAAAAAAAGUUAUAAUGUUUCUUCUCGUACGAAUUCCCGAUUUACCAGGAAUUUAAAAGCUCUUUGUAAACUCAUGAAAAAGAAAAUGUUCACAAAUAUUCCAGAUUACCCAGAGUUCCCAGUUUUACGAGACAUGUUUCCCUUUGGAAAUGAAUUUGCAGAACUCCUACAUUUCUCAACCGAUUCGAACCGUUCCACCGUCCAGACUCUCCACUCAA